CGGCAUUUUGUUCUGCGAGAGAGAGAGAGAGAGUCUGUGUGGAUUCUUUUAUGAGCGCCCAGGAGCCUUUCGGCACCGAAUCCUUUCUGCCAUCGUCCGGAGUAAAGUGCGAGCUUCCGCGGGCGCCUACGAGAGGAAUGACCGCCGCCCGUCCGUAUUCAUGUUCGCAGUGAGAGGAAGCGGUGCGACCCGGAUUAUUGUUGUGAGAGGGACACAGCGAGCCCGAACCCCUCCACCUUCACCUUUCAACAACAGAGCCUCAGCAAAAGAUGUAAAGGUGGAUCAGUGAGCAGCGACACUGAGCGACCUGUGCAUCCACGCGAGCUCCCUGCCCUUCUUCAGCAUGAAUGGGGAUAUGCCUCAUGUUCCUAUCACCACUCUCGCUGGGAUCGCAAGCCUCACUGACCUGUUAAAUCAGCUGCCUCUCCCUUCCCCUCUACCUGCCACCACCACUAAGAGCCUGCUGUAUAAUGGGAGGAUCGCCGAGGAGGUCAGCUGUCUGCUGUCCCGGCGGGACGACACUCUUGUGUCCCAGCUGGCCCACAGCCUCAACCAGGUGUCCACCGAGCACAUAGAGCUGAAGGACAACUUAGGCAGUGAUGACCCGGAAGGAGAUGUGCCUCUACUGCUACAGACGGUGCUGUCCAGGAACCCCAAUGUCUUCAGGGAGAAAAGUACGCCCACCCGAUACGGGGUUCAGGGCGGUUUAAUGCAACAGCCAAUGAUACCACCGUACAAGAUGCCUCAGAAUUCAAUGCAUGGAAGUCCGGCGUCAAACUACCAGCAAACCACUAUAACUCCGAGCCCUCCCAGCCGAUAUGUUCAACCUCAGGCGGGUUCUGGUACCAGGUACAUGCCCCAGCAGAACAGCCCAGUGCCCAGUCCAUAUGCGCCACAGAGCCCGCCAGGAUACAUGCAGUACAGCCACCCACCCAGCUACCCUCAGCACCAACAGAUCCAGCAAGUAUCCGUAUCCAGUCCAAUAGUUCCUGGUGGCAUGAGAAACAUCCAUGACAACAAGGUCUCCUGUCAAGUGUCGGGUAACUCUAACCAUAAUGCGAGGCAUUGCUCCAACGAUGAGUACAUCAGCAUCGUCCAGAGACUUGGAAAUGAUGAGAGUGACCCCGCUAUGAGAAAUGCCUCCUUUCCUGUACGCUCCGUCUGCUCCCCUGCUGGAAGUGAAGGAACUCCGAAAGUUGGAUCUCGGCCGCCCUUGAUUCUUCAGUCUCCUCCACCCUAUACCUCCCCUAGAGAUGCUGCUCCUGACCUCCUGUUGGACUCUCCUGAACGGAAAAAGAAGCAGAAAAAGUUAAUAAAAGAGGAGGGGGGUAAAGGUGCCAUGUAUGACAUUGUCAGCUCACCCACUAAAGACUCCACAAAGCUAACAAUAAAGUUGUCUCGAGUGAAGUCUUCAGAGACUGAGCAGUCAGCUGAGCCGUUGUCGGCAGUAGACCAUGGCUCAGAUGCUGAGAAUGAACUAUCGUGCAAUAGCUUACCAUACCACCGGAACCCCCAGGAACGGCUCUCCGCAGGACAGUGUAUUUCGGGUGAGCAGUCGGCCUACCAGCAGGUUCCUGUACUACAGAACACUGGGGCACUUGCAGCCAAGCAACCCGGGGUAGUUAGCGGAACCCCCUACGACGAGGCAGAGUUGGACGCUCUUGCUGAGAUCGAAAGGAUUGAGAGGGAAUCCGCUAUAGAACGAGAACGCUGCUCUAAGGAAGUUCAAGAUAAAGACAAACCUCUGAAGAAGAGAAAGCAAGAUUCGUACCCUCAGGAACCAGGAGCUGCGGGCACUGCGGGUGCUUCUGGAACACCUGGCGUGGGUGGCGGAUGCAAUGCUGGGAACAAACUGGUACCUCAAGAGGCUUGUGCUGCUAGUAACGGAGCCAGUCGGCCAGCCUUGAUGGUCAGUAUAGACCUGCAGCAGGCAGGCAGGGUAGAAGGGCCAGUGGACUCCUGUCCUGUCCCUGCAGCAGAGGCCCAGCGCUGGCCAGAAGAUGGUUCUGAGUCCACCGGGGUCUUGCGACUUAAAUCAAAGACAGAUGGAGAAGUGCAGAGGACGGUAGAUGGUCGUCCAGAAGUCAUCAAGCAACGGGUGGAAACAACGUCUCAGAAAACAGCUUCCGAUGGACGACCAGAGACUCCUAAACACAAGCAUGAGAACCGCCGGGAGAUCUCCAACAAAGUGAGUUCAGAAAAGAGAUCGGAUCUCUCCAAGCACAGACAUGACGGUAAACCUGACAAAGUGAGGCCUGAGGGAAAAGGUCAUGAAACUUCCAGAAAGCAGGAAGGACGGUCGGAGUCAACUCGGGAGAGCAAAGAGGAGAGGCAAAAAGAACGGGACAGUGAAGGCUCCAAAGUCCGACGACCAGACACAUCUAAGUCCAGUCGGGUAGAGCACAACAGGGAUGUAGAUCGGGACCAGGAACGGGAAAAAGAAGGGGAAAGUCGAGACAAAGAGCGAGAGAAAGAUCGAGACAAGGUGCGGGACAAGGAGCAGGAGAAAGAUCGGGACAAGAUGCGGGACAAGGACCAGGAGAAAGAUCGGGAGAAAGAUCGGGACAAAGAUCGGGACAAGGUCCGGGAGAAGGAUAGGGACAAGCUACGGGAGAAAGAUCGGGACAAGGUGAGGGAAAAAGAUCGGGACAAGGAGCGGGUUAAAAAUCGGGACAAGGAGCGGGUUAAAGACCGGGACAAGGAGCGGGUUAAAGACCGGGACAAGGAGCGGGAGAAAGACCGGGACAAGGAGCGGGAGAAAGACCGGGACAAGGAGCGGGAGAAAGACCGGGACAAGGAGCGGGAGAAAGACCGGGACAAGGAGCGGGAGAAAGACCGGGACAAGGAUCGGGAGAAAGACCGGGACAAGGAGCGGGAGAAAGACCGGGACAAGGAGCGGGUAAAAGACCGGGACAAGGAGCGGGUAAAAGAUCGGGACAAGGAGCGAGAGAAGGAUCAGGACAAGGAGCAGGAGAGGGUCCGGGACAAAGAUCGGGACAGAGAUCGAGACCGAGACCAAGAAAAGAAACGACACGCAGAAUCAACAGAGUCCCGGGACAAGCGGUCUCCUGAGCAGCGCUCACGUCCUGACAGUCCUCGGGUGAAGCAGGAAUCCCGUAGUGGAGCAGAAUCCAAAACAAAAGCUGAACGGUCAGUCCACAAAACUUCCAACAACAAAGAUGAGAAACGGAGUGGAGACAAGAACCGACUCGAUGGACACAAGCCUCCAUCCUCGGACAGUAAAGCAGCAGAGUUUCCCAACUACCUACUGGGGGGCAAAUCGGGUGCAUUAAAGAACUUUGUCAUUCCCAAGUUGAAGCGGGACAAAGAUGGUAACGUGAUGCAGGAAAUGCGACGAGAGCUGUUUGCCGAGCCACUUGUGAAAUUAGAAAAACUGGACCUGGUGGAGGACCUCAAUAAAGGUGCCAAACCUGUUGUUGUUCUGAAGAAGCUUUCCAUUGAUGAAGUCCAUAAGUUGAUUAGUAAUUCACGCAAGUCAAGCAAGAGCAGGUCGUCUUAUGGAAAAUCACAUGGAGAGACUGAUUCCCGUAUGCCACUGUGUGAGAGGGUGAAAAUGAAUAAACGCAGACGCAGCUCCACUAAUGAGAAGCCCAAGUAUGCUGAAGUCAGCUCAGAUGAUGACAAUAGCUCUGUAGAAUUGCCCCCAAAGCGUUCAAAAAAGGACAGAGACAAAGCAUGGGAAUAUGAAGAAAAGGAAAGGAGGGGUUCUGGAGAUCACCGGCGAAGUGGAGGUCACUCUGACAGCCGGAGAGGUUCAGGCAGUCGAUACAGAGAUCGCAGUCCCGUGGACUCGGAUGAAGAUUCGCCCCCUCCCAGCCUCAGUGAUCUUGCCAGAAAGUUGAAGAAGAAGGAAAAGCAGAAAAAGAGGAAAGCCUACGAGCCCAAACUGACUGAAGAUGAAAUGAUGGACUCCUCCACGUUCAAGAGAUUUUCCACCAGUGUUGACAAUAUUCUUGAAAACCUUGAAGAUGUGGACUUGACAUCGUUAGAUGAUGACGAGAUUCCUCAGGAGCUGCUCCUUGGCAAACACCAGCUCUCGGAGUUAAGCAGUGAAUCAGCCAAAAUAAAGGCUAUGGGCAUCAUGCAUAAGAUUCCAUCUGAUAAGAUGGUGAAAGUCCAGAGUAUUUUGGAAAAGAACAUUCAGGAUGGUUCAAAGCUCUCCACCCUCAUGAAUCACGACAACGACAGGGACGAUGAGGAGCGUUUGUGGCGUGACCUCAUCAUGGAACGUGUCACCAAAUCUGCUGAUGCUUGUCUGACGGCUCUUAACAUCAUGACCUCAGCACGAAUGCCGAAGGCCGUUUACAUUGAGGAUGUUAUCGAGAGGGUCGUGCAGUACACUAAGUUCCAUCUACAGAACACGCUGUACCCGCAGUACGACCCCGUCUACAGGGUGGACCCUCAUGGUGGUGGAACGCUAAGCUCAAAAGCCAAGCGAGCAAAGUGCUCAACGCACAAGCAGAAAGUUACUGUCAUGCUCUACAACAAAGUUUGUGACAUUAUCAGUAACCUGUCUGAACUCUUGGAGAUUCAGCUGUUGACUGACACGACCAUCCUUCAGAUCUCGUCUCUAGGUAUCACUCCUUUCUUUGUUGAGAAUGUGAGCGAGUUGCAGCUUUGUGCCAUUAAACUAGUGACGGCUGUGUUCUCUAGAUAUGAGAAGCACAGGCAGCUGAUCCUCGAAGAGAUCUUCACAUCUCUUGCCAGACUGCCAACCAGCAAGAGAAACUUGAGAAAUUUCAGACUGAACAGCAGUGACAUGGAUGGGGAGCCCAUGUACAUUCAGAUGGUGACAGCGCUGGUUCUGCAGCUCAUUCAGUGUGUGGUUCAUCUACCUUCUGAUAAAGACUCAGAUGAUGAUAAUGACAGAAAGGUUGAUCAGGAUGUAUUAAUCACAAACUCAUAUGAGACUGCAAUGAGGACAGCACAAAACUUUCUCUCAGUUUUCCUCAAAAAGUGUGGUAGUAAGCAAGGUGAAGAUGACUACAGGCCACUGUUUGAGAACUUUGUUCAGGAUCUGCUGUCUACAGUGAAUAAACCUGAUUGGCCAGCUGCAGAGUUGCUGCUGAGCCUUCUGGGAAGGCUGCUGGUUCACCAGUUCAGUAAUAAGCAGACAGAGAUGGCUUUGAGAGUAGCCUCUUUGGAUUAUCUGGGCACAGUGGCUGCGCGUCUUCGCAAAGAUGCCGUCACCAGCAAAAUGGACCAGCGUUCAAUCAACCGCAUCCUCGGAGAGAACUCAGGUGGUGAUGAGAUUCAGCAGCUGCAGAAAGCUCUGCUGAAUUACCUGGACGAAAACGUAGAAACUGACCCAUCACUAAUGUUUGCACGGAAGUUUUACAUCGCACAGUGGUACAGGGACACUAGCACUGAGACAGAGAAAGCCAUGAAAUCGCAGAGGGAUGACGACUCAUCCGAUGGGCCGCACCAUGCCAGGGACGUCGAGACCACUAGUGAGAUCUUGCAGAAAGCGGAAGCACGCAAGAAGUUCCUCCGGUCUGUUAUCAAGACCUCGGCAUCGAAAUUCAGCUCACUCAGAGUAAACUCGGAUACUGUCGACUAUGAGGACUCGUGUCUAAUUGUGCGGUAUCUGGCCUCCAUGAGGCCGUUUGCACAGAGCUUUGAUAUUUAUCUCACACAGAUUUUGAGAGUUCUUGGUGAAAGUGCCAUCGCGGUGAGAACCAAAGCGAUGAAAUGUCUUUCUGAAGUGGUUGCGGUGGAUCCGAGUAUUCUGGCAAGGUCGGACAUGCAGCGGGGAGUUCAUGGCCGGCUCAUGGAUAAUUCCACCAGUGUGAGAGAAGCUGCUGUAGAGCUGCUGGGGCGCUUCGUAUUGAGUCGACCACAGCUAACGGAACAGUAUUAUGACAUGCUGAUCGAGCGCAUCCUGGACACAGGCAUCAGUGUGAGAAAGAGAGUUAUUAAAAUCCUGCGGGAUAUCUGUCUGGAGCAGCCCACCUUCAACAAGAUCACAGAGAUGUGCGUGAAGAUGAUCAGGAGGGUCAAUGACGAAGAAGGCAUCAAGAAAUUGGUAAAUGAGACAUUUCAAAAGCUGUGGUUCACCCCUACACCUAAUCAUGAUAAAGAGGGCAUGACUCGCAAGAUUCUCAACAUCACAGACGUGGUCGCUGCAUGCAGGGAUUCCGGUUACGACUGGUUCGAGCAGCUCCUUCAGAACCUGCUAAAGUCAGAAGAGGAUGCGUCGUACAAACCGGCCAAGAAGGCUUGUACCCAGCUGGUGGACAGUCUCGUGGAGCAUAUUCUGAAAUAUGAGGAGUCUCUCGCCGACUGUGAGAAUAAGGGGCUGACAUCCAAUCGCCUAGUGGCUUGUAUAACCACACUCUACCUGUUUAGCAAGAUCAGACCACAGCUGAUGGUAAAACAUGCCAUGACUAUGCAGCCAUACCUGACCACGAAGUGUAAUACUCAGAGUGAUUUUAUGGUGAUCUGUAAUGUGGCUAAAAUCCUGGAGCUCGUUGUUCCUUUGAUGGACCAUCCGAGUGAAAGCUUCCUCACCACCAUUGAAGAAGACCUAAUGAAACUUAUCAUCAAAUACGGCAUGACGGUUGUGCAGCACUGCGUAAGUUGUCUCGGUGCGGUCGUCAAUAAGGUCACCCAUAACUACAAGUUUGUGUGGUCUUGUUUCAACCGAUACUACGGAGCACUGAACAAGUUGAAGUUGCAGCAUCAGGAAGACCCAAACAGCACCGUACUGGUCUCUAAUAAACCAGCACUGCUACGUUCACUCUUCACUGUGGGUGCCCUGUGCAGACACUUCGAUUUUGACCAAGAGGAGUUCAAAGGCAGUAAUAAGGUGGUCAUAAAGGACAAAGUGCUGGAGCUGCUGCUAUAUUUCACUAAGAAUGAAGAUGAGGAGGUGCAGACCAAGGCCAUCAUUGGUCUAGGCUUCCUGUUCAUCCAGCACCCAGGGCUAAUGUUUGCUUCAGAAGUGAAGAACCUCUACAACUGCCUCCUGGCUGACAGGAAAACGUCAGUGAAUUUGAAGAUCCAGGUGCUAAAGAAUCUGCAGACAUACCUGCAGGAGGAAGACUCGCGCAUGCAGGAAGCCGACAGGGAGUGGAAGAAGAUGUCUAAGCAGGAGGACCUAAAGGAGAUGGGUGACAUUUCAUCUGGCAUGAGCAGUUCUAUCAUGCAGCUCUACCUCAAGCAGGUGCUGGAGAGCUUUUUCCACACGCAAUCCAGCGUACGGCACUAUGCCCUCAAUGUAAUCGCCCUGACACUCAGCCAAGGCCUCAUUCAUCCCGUACAGUGCGUUCCGUAUCUUAUCGCAAUGGGAACCGACUCAGAACCCACAAUGAGGAAUAAAGCUGAUCAACAGCUGGUGGAGAUUGAUAAGAAAUACACGGGAUUCAUUCACAUGAAGGCUGUGGCAGGGAUGAAGAUGUCCUAUCAGGUGCAGCAAGCCAUCGUGGAUUCAAAGGACACUGUAGUCAGGGGUUUCCGACAGGAUGAGACAAACACUGCUCUUUGUUCACACCUCUACACCAUGGUGCGUGGAAACAGGCAACACCGCAGGGCUUUCCUCAUCUCGCUGCUCAACCUGUUUGACGACAAUGCGAAGUCAGACGUGAACAUGCUGCUGUAUGUCGCGGACAAUCUCGCCUGCUUCCCAUUUCAGAGUCAGGAAGAGCCACUGUUCAUUAUGCACCAUGUAGACAUCACACUAUCGGUGUCCGGCAGCAACCUGCUGCAGUCCUUCAAAGAGUCUUUGCUAAAAGAGCCUAGACAACGGGAAAAGAAGAAAAAACGAGGGAAAAAAUAUGGCUCAGAGGAAGAGGAUGAGAGUAGCAGGGGAAGCAGCAGUGAUAGCGAUAGCAGCGAUGAUGUCAUCCGUCGACGCAAGAAACCCAGACGAUCCGCUGCGGUGAACUCCGACUCAGAUUCAGACCUCGACUUAGAGGAUGUAGACAAGGUCAUGUUGCGUCUGCCCGACAACCCCGAGCCCUUAUUGGACUUUGCCAACGCCUCUCAGGGCAUCCUGCUGCUCCUGAUGCUCAAGCAGCACCUUAAGAACCUCUACGGCUUCUCUGACAGUAAAAUCCAGAAGUACUCGCCUACGGAAUCUGCAAAGGUCUAUGAUAAGGCUGUAAACAGGAAGGCCAAUGUGCAUUUCAACCCACGGCAGACACUGGACUACCUGACAAACAACCUGUCCAAUGGAGAUCUUACUUACGAUGUCAAGAGGAGAGUCGUCAGACAGUAUUUAGAUUUUAAGGUACUGAUGGAGCACUUGGACCCAGAUGAGGAAGAUGAGGAAGGCGAAGCUUCAGCCAGUACCCACGCCAGAAACAAAGCCAUCAGUGCUCUACUAGGAGGCUCCAGCCCCAAGAACAAUGCUGCUGACUCGUACGACGACGACAGUGAUGCAGACGAAAAGGCUCAUGGGUCGUCACGGAGAUCCAGGAGAGGCGGAGACUCCGCAGAGGCAUCAGGUCACAUGAACGAAACGGUAGAAGCCAGGGACGUCAUCGCCAUCUGCUGCCCCAAGUACAAGGACCGGCCGCAGAUCGCGCGUGUUAUUCAGAAGACAAGCACAGGCUACAGCGUUCGCUGGAUGGCCGGAUCGUACUCCGGCACCUGGGCGGAGGCCAAGAAACGCGACGGACGGAAACUGGUGCCUUGGGUGGACACUAUCAAGGAGUCUGACAUUAUUUACAAGAAAAUUGCCUUGACGAGUGCACACAAACUGUCCAACAAAGUAGUGCAGACUUUACGUUCACUGUACGCAGCCAAGGAAGGAACUUCCAGCUAAUUAAAUCUGUAAUAACUCUCGAACUGUUACACCCAACAGACUCUCAGCAGCCAAACUUCAUCAGGAUUUAACGUUUUGUAAACUUAAGUCGGAGAGAAAGGAGUACCACAGACUCGCAGGUUUUAAGGAAUGAGGAUUUUAAAAGCGCGGUCUGUUCGGAAAAGUCGAUGUGAAUCCUGUACAUCUUUUAAGUUAAACGGAAAAGAACGAAAACCGGAGCUCCUUCGCUGUUGUGCAGCAACUUGGUUGUUUGAAUUUUUCCCCCUCCACUGUAUCAUAGUUUAACACAAAAAACAGAAACGAAAAAAUGUUUAUAUCUCUGACGAAAAAAAAAAAUCUGUUUAAAGAAAUAAACCUAAAGUGAAUGUUGGAAAUUAGUCUGUUGAUGUUCUUAAUAAAGUGACCUUGGAGUUUAACCUAGCACCGGAUGGAUUUCUUUAGCUUAGCUCAGUUUCCAGGGAAAUAAACUUUGAAACAUC
Labeo rohita (rohu) is the source of this 9267-nucleotide messenger RNA. It is a transcript of the gene nipblb, whose product is annotated as NIPBL cohesin loading factor b. The transcript is spliced from 47 exons. Bases 344 to 8788 code for a protein of 2814 amino acids. The record is from RefSeq and is a predicted model, not a curated record. Lineage: Eukaryota; Metazoa; Chordata; Actinopteri; Cypriniformes; Cyprinidae. Gene Ontology annotation, molecular function: chromatin binding. Gene Ontology annotation, cellular component: Scc2-Scc4 cohesin loading complex. Gene Ontology annotation, biological process: establishment of protein localization to chromatin; digestive tract development; replication-born double-strand break repair via sister chromatid exchange.